Cicer arietinum (chickpea) is the source of this 2950-nucleotide messenger RNA. Its product is annotated as cation/H(+) antiporter 19. Gene Ontology annotation, molecular function: antiporter activity. Lineage: Eukaryota; Viridiplantae; Streptophyta; Magnoliopsida; Fabales; Fabaceae. Gene Ontology annotation, biological process: proton transmembrane transport; regulation of pH. Gene Ontology annotation, cellular component: membrane; endomembrane system. The record is from RefSeq and is a predicted model, not a curated record.
ACAAAAUCAAAGUGCCGAGAAAGUGUGAAAGUUGAAGAAAGCCACGAGAUCUAGAAAAUAUAGCGAUCCAAGCUUUUUCCUCAAUUUUCUUCAGAAGAAGGAAUAUUCGAAGCUUCAUUUCAGAUCAGUGCUCUUUGGGGUGCUGCCGGAACAUUGUAAUCAAACAUCAUGGCAACGCCCAAUGCGACAUGUCUUGCACCAAUGAAGGCCGUGUCUAAUGGGGCGUUCCAACAUGAAAACCCUCUUGAUUUUGCACUUCCUCUUUUGAUUCUUCAAAUUGUUGUCGUUGUCACCUUUACUCGAUGCAUUGCUUUCCUUUGUAGACCCCUCAAACAACCCCGUGUCAUUGCUGAAAUCAUUGGAGGAAUACUACUAGGACCAUCAGCAAUUGGAAGAAGCCAAAAAUUUCUAGACACAGUUUUUCCAAAGAGAAGUUUAACUGUUCUUGACACACUAGCCAACAUUGGUCUUUUGUUCUUUUUGUUCCUAGUUGGUCUUGAGCUUGACAUGCGUUCAAUCCGUAAAACAGGUCAUAAAGCCUUAGGAAUUGCACUUUGUGGUAUAACUGUCCCUUUUGUUCUUGGAAUUGGAACAUCUGUUGCUCUUAGAGCCACAAUCUCCCAAGGUGCUGAACCAAUCCCUUUCCUUGUCUUCAUGGGUGUUGCUCUCUCAAUCACUGCAUUUCCCGUCUUAGCUAGAAUCCUAGCUGAGCUUAAACUCCUCACCACCGAUGUCGGUCGUAUAGCAAUGUCGGCCGCCGCUGUCAACGACGUCGCUGCUUGGAUACUUCUAGCCCUCGCCAUAGCCUUAUCCGGCAAUGACACGUCCCCGUGGAUUUCUCUUUGGGUCAUGCUAUCCGGCGCGGCUUUUAUCCUCUUCGCAGUGUUUGCUAUUAGACCUGUGCUUGUUUCUAUGGCUAGGCGUUCCCCUGUGGGUGAACCUGUGAAAGAGCUUUAUAUUUGCAUCACAUUGACAUUGGUUUUGGCUUGUAGUUUUAUAACUGAUACUAUUGGAAUUCAUGCCUUGUUUGGUGCUUUUGUGGUUGGUAUAAUUAUGCCAAAGGAUGGUCCUUUUGCUGGUGUGUUGAUUGAGAAGAUAGAAGAUCUUGUGUCAGGACUUUUCUUGCCACUCUAUUUUGCUUCCAGUGGUUUGAAGACUAAUGUUGCAACUAUUAGUGGAGGGGUUUCUUGGGCAUUACUAGUACUUGUUAUAUUCAAUGCUUGUUUUGGAAAGAUCGUUGGCACAGUCACAGUUUCAUUACUAUGCAAGGUUCCUUUUAGAGAAUCACUAGCACUUGGUUUUCUCAUGAACACUAAAGGCUUGGUGGAGCUUAUUGUUCUCAACAUUGGAAAGGAUCGCAAGGUACUAAAUGACCAAUCAUUUGCAAUUUGUGUUCUGAUGGCAUUGUUCACGACAUUCAUCACCACUCCUUUAGUGAUGGCAGUGUAUAAACCAGCUAGAAGAGGAGCACCAUACAAACACAAAACAAUUCAACGCAGAGACCUUGACUCAGAGCUUCGAGUGUUGGCAUGUUUCCACAGCACCCGCAACAUUCCUACACUAAUCAACCUUGUAGAAUCUUCCCGAGGAACCCGAAAGAGAGGAAGAGUUUGCAUAUACGCAAUGCACUUGAUGGAACUCUCAGAAAGAUCUUCAGCUAUCUCUAUGGUUCACAAAGCACGUAACAAUGGCAUGCCAUUUUGGAACAACAAACAGAACGAUGAAGAUCAAAUGGUCAUUGCUUUCCAAACUUAUGGAAAAUUGAGCAGCGUCAAUGUUCGUCCUAUGACUGCAAUCUCUGCUCUCAGUAACAUCCAUGAAGAUAUUUGUACUAGUGCUCAUCAAAAGCGUGCCGCCAUAAUCAUCCUCCCAUUCCAUAAACAUCAACGUGUUGAUGGAACAAUGGAGUCAUUAGGUCAUUCGUUCCAUGUAAUCAAUGAGCUUGUGUUGAGUCACGCACCUUGUUCAGUUGGAAUUUUGGUUGAUCGUGGUUUUGGAGGAACAAGCCAAGUUCAAGCGAGCGAUGUUUGUUUCAAAAUUGUUGUGGUUUACUUCGGAGGACGUGAUGAUAAUGAAGCACUUGCAUAUGGAAUGAGAAUAGCAGAACACCCUGGAAUCUUGCUCAGUGUUGUCAAAUUCAUGUGUCUACCAGGGAAAACAUUGUCAUUUGGUGCAAAAUUAAUCGGCAUAGCAUCAGACAAGAUUAAAAAAGUAGUGAUCGAUGAUGUUGAUGGAAGUACACAUAGCAAUGAUGGUACUAAAAACCAAGAUGAUCAAAUGUGGAAUGAGUUCUUCAAAGUAAAAAGCAACAAUGAAGAAUCAAUUAAGUAUGAAGAAAGGUUGGUUAACAGUAAAGGUGAUAUUGAAACAGCAUUGCAGGAAUUGAAUAGAAGUAAUUUGAUAUUGGUUGGUAGAAUGCCACCAGUAGCACCUUUGGUUUCUAAAAGUGAUUGUCCUGAGCUUGGACCUGUUGGAAGUUAUAUGGCUUCUUCAAGUUUCUCAACUACUGCAUCAGUUUUGGUCAUUCAACAAUAUAAUCCUUCUACUGACAUUCAUCCUUUAGUUAUGGAGGAAGCUGAUUGUGUAGAAGUACCAGACACACCAAGGUUAUAAUUCAUGUGCAUCUCAACAAAACCAGGAGUUAUCAUCUAUUGUUUGAUACCACAAGUAUCAUUCACAUUAACACUAUUUUCAUCAUUUACUCUUUUUCUGGAUCAAAUUCUUGUAAAGAUAGAUUUUUAAUAUGGUAUAAUUAACGGGAAUUUCAUUCAAUAAGAAAAUGAAUGAUACAAACAAAGUGUUGUUGGAGUUUAUGUGUUAUAUGUAAGAAGGUUGGGUUUUCAUUAUAAUCAAGCAUUUUAAUACAAAAUGCAGUUUGAUAUAAAUGUUUCUUCAUGUACCCCAUUGAAAAUAGAUGAAAUGAAAGGUGACUUCAAAAUUUUGUCCAAAA